AACAGACACACCCCGUUCCCCCUUACCUACCCAGACACCCUCAAGCCGCAGCGGCCCACUUUAUCCAUCAUUGAGUUCGACACCUUCUUCCCCUUCUCUCUGAUCAUUAGAGGACGAUUUUUGAUAUUUUCUCAGGCAUAUAGUAUACCCACUUCACAAGCCUGCUCAAUUUAGUGAAAUCAAGAAGCCCCGUUUUGUGGGUUGAUUUAACUUAGAAAAUGAUCUUUGCUUCUAGAUUUUCUUGAACUUUUGCCAUUCUUAAAUGACAAGUGAUCAAAAAACGUUCUGUUCUUUACUGGGUUUUCACUUCAGGUAUUGGCACGUCUUAAUACUUAUGUGAUCAGCUCAAUUGGUGUACUAUCAGUGUUCCUGUUGCAAGUCCCCAUGUUGCCGGAGGGUUAGCGGAGUCAUGACUUGUGUAAAGAUUGUCAGUCUUCUCAAGGGUUCUUUUUGCCACCUGCUGCUAGUAAUUGCUCUCUGGUUGUGUAGCUAUCAGAAUGUCGUGGCUCUUCCUCUGUUACCUAAACCUGGGCAAAUUCCUUCCACAUCUGAACUACCUAGCUCACCUGACAGUGCAACUUUUCAGCCAAUUGAAAUAUCACCAACUAUGAUCCCUCAUUAUCCUUUUCAUGGAGAACCUUUGCCACCAAUGUAUCCUUCCUUCCCAAAGACAUAUGACCCUGUCUUGACUGGAAGAUGCCCUGUAAAUUUUUCAGUCAUUUCAAGCAUCACAGCAAAAACAGCAUCUGAUUGUACUCAAUCUUUGUCAACAGUAGUAGGGAACGUGAUAUGCUGCCCACAGUUUAAUAGCUUACUCCACAUAUUCCAGGGAUUUUACAGCAACCAUUCUGAUACUUUAGUUUUACAAAAUGUGGUGGCUGAUGAUUGUUUUAAAGAUAUCAUCAGUAUACUAGCCAGCAGAGGAGCAAACAGCUCAUUAUCUAGCAUGUGUUCUGUGAAGUCUUCUAAUCUGACUGGUGGGUCUUGCCCCGUGAAGGACAUCAGUACUUUUGAGAAAGCUGUAAAUACAAGCAAACUGUUAGAAUCUUGCAGCACAGUUGAUCCUCUGAAAGAGUGCUGCAGACCUUUUUGCCAGCCUGCAAUUUCAGAGGCUGCACUUCAGAUAUCAGGGAUAAAAAUGACUCUCAGUGAUAAUAAGAACAUAGUUGAAGUACCUAGUGAAAUUGAUACCCUUAAUGAUUGUAAGGGAGUGGUCUAUUCAUGGAUUGCAAGGAAACUAAGGUUUGAGGAUGCCAAUACUGCAUUUCGGUUGUUGUCUUCCUGCAAAGUCAAUAAAGCUUGUCCCCUGGACUUAAAGCAGCCAUCAGAAGUGAUCAAUGCAUGCAGAAAUUUAGCUGCUCCCAGUCCUUCAUGUUGUAGCUCGUUAAAUGCCUACAUCACAGGGAUACAGAAGCAAAUGUUGAUCACUAAUAGGCAAGCAAUUAUAUGUGCUGCUGUAUUUGGUUAUAUGUUACAGAAGGCUGGAGUCAUGAGAAAUGUUUAUGAGCUUUGUGAUGUUGACCUGAAGGAUUUUAGUCUUCAAGCAUAUGGGCAAGAAGCAGGGUGCUUGCUUCGAAGCUUACCUGCAGAUCUGGUAUAUGACAAUUCAACCGGCUUCAGUUUUACUUGUGACUUAAAUGACAAUAUUGCUGCUCCGUGGCCUUCAUCAUCGUCGGUCACAUCCUUGUCUCUUUGUGCUCCUGAGAUGUCUUUGCCAGCUUUACCAACAUCACAGACAUUGGGCAGUUCUGGCUGUCACCUGGAUGGAGUUCAUUUCCUUUUGUCCGCUAUUUUGAUUUUUGUUUCAACAUUGUUGUACUGAAUAGAGCCCAUAGGAAGACAGACACUGAAUGACCAGAUCACAUGUAUAUGUUUGAGUAUCCUUAUGUAUAGCUGCUGGUUUUUGCUUACCGA
This is a messenger RNA of Solanum stenotomum, 1914 nucleotides long. RefSeq lists its product as uncharacterized. The record is from RefSeq and is a predicted model, not a curated record. NCBI's taxonomy places the organism in Eukaryota, Viridiplantae, Streptophyta, Magnoliopsida, Solanales, Solanaceae. The coding region runs from base 410 to 1822 and encodes 470 amino acids. The transcript has 8 exons. Gene Ontology annotation, cellular component: plasma membrane.